Triticum turgidum subsp. durum (durum wheat) is the source of this 486-nucleotide messenger RNA. The record is from the annotation of a GenBank genome assembly. Lineage: Eukaryota; Viridiplantae; Streptophyta; Magnoliopsida; Poales; Poaceae.
AUGUCUAGCUCAACUUCGGCCUCCUGCCAAUCAUGGCCGCACUACGGUCCAGUGUUGUUGACAAGAUGCCCCGAUUGCCCGCGCAUGGAGCCUCUGAAGCGUUUGACUUGUGUGAAGAAGGAAAAUGGCAACCGUGGGCGCGAGUUCGUCAAAUUCUUGAGCAAGCCACAACCAGGGCAGGUUCUGAAGUAUUGUGGACAUUUCGAGUGGCUCGAUGAGUACGUUGAGAGGUUGAAAUUGGAGGCUUCAACACAAGAGCUCAAUUUCAAUUUUGGGGGGCAGCUUGGUGUCGAACACGCCUCACAUUUGAUGGACAGAGCCGAUGCGAUGAUGGACAGUGCUGAAGUGAAGUGUGAAUUGAAGAAAACGGGCAAGCAACUAAAGCAGCUGAUCGAUUUGAAGCAGCAAGCAAAUAUGAUGGCUGGAGCAUUUUAUUGUUGUGUCAUUGCUAUGAGUUUCUUUUACUUGAUGUUCAUCAAUCACUAG